CAAAAAUGAUCAAUUUAAUUUGUCCGAUUUCUUAAGUUGAAAACAAACACGUGUGUUAAAAUUGUUUAAAAAAGAAACAAGUGAAAAGUGUAUUUUACAUCGAAUUAGUUGUUAAUUCUGAUUAGAGAGAAAAACAACUAUAAAUAUCUAAAGGAGUUUGUUUGAAUAAAACGAAAUAAAAAAAAGAGAGAAAUAGUUUAGUUAUCCAAAGUUCGUCAAUAAUGGCAGAUUGUGAAAAAGAAAAAGAUAAAGAAAAAUAUAAUAAUAAUAAUAAUAAUAAUAUUAUUAUUAAUUAUAAUAUGACACCGGAUUUCAAGAAUAAUAGCAAUAAUUCUACCAUCUGCAUAGAAAGUGUUAGUAGUCACAUGGAACAUUGGAAUUGCAAACUGCAGGAAAAUAUUAUCAAAGCAAACGUUCGUUCAACGUUGGAUACAAACCAAGAUCUGAGCAAUUGUCAGUAUCUCAAUCAACAUUAUUCUCGUAAUUAUUAUUAUCAAAAUCAUUAUCAUCAUCAUCAUCAUCAUCAUCAUCGACGGACCAACAACAACAAUAACAACGAUAGCAGCAGCAAAAAUUACAACGUUCCUAGCAGUAGAAGCAACAAUAACAAUAUUACAAAUAAUAAUAAUAAUUUGGUGAAUAAUUCAACGAAGGAACAACCGGAAAUCGGGAUGAAGGAAAAAAGUAAAACAGCGGCCCGAUGGCGCCGUGAAAAAGAAAACAAAGAAUAUCUUGAGCUUGGAAAACUUUUACCUUUGCCAUCAACCAUUACAUCGCAGUUGGACAAAGCUAGUAUCAUCAGGUUAACUACUAGCAAUCUCAAAAUGAGAGCACUCUUUCCACAUGGUUUGGGAGAUGAUUGGGGUAGCAGACCACCACCUAGUAGUCCUUUGGAAGCUGGUAUUAAAGAAUUAGGUUCACUUUUCUUGAAAACUCUGGACGGUUUUGUAUUCGUCGUGACACCUGACGGAAAAAUUGUUUACGUUAGUGAAACGGCAAGCGUUCAUCUAGGAAUGUCACAGGUUGAAUUAACGGGCAACAAUAUAUACGAAUAUAUUUGUCAGAGUGAUCAUGAAGAAAUGUUUUCGGUAUUGAAUCUACCACAAAAUCCAGCCGAUUUUACCGAUUUUAUGUUUCCACCGCCAAAUUCGAGGGGUGAAAUCGACCUAGAACGUAUUUUUUUUUUAAGAAUGAAAUGCAUCUUGGCUAAAAGAAGUGCAGGACUUGUUACAGAAGGAUACAAGGUUAUACACUGUUCGGGUUAUCUCAAGUGUAUCAUUGAAAGUACAACUGGUUCGGAAUAUGAAGAUGGUACUAGUAGAUGUAUCAGAAAUAUCUGUCUUCUUGCCGUCGGCCAUUCCUUUCCGACGUCCGCCAUUACUGAAAUCAAACUUUACAAUAAUAUGUUCAUGUUCAGGGCGUCGUUGGAUUUAAAAAUGUUAUUUAUCGAUUCGAACGCAACAAAUUUAACAGGCUACACACCGCAAGAUCUCAUGGAGAAGACCCUUUACCAUUACGUUCAUGGUAGCGACGUUUUUAAUCUGAGACAAGCACAUCGAGUCUUGUUAUUAAAGGGUCAAGUUACAACGAAGUAUUAUAGAUUCUUGACAAAAUUAGGCGGAUGGGUUUGGAUGCAGUCAUAUGCUACGAUCGUAAACAAUACCAGAAGUUCUAGACCACAUUGUAUAGUAUCGGUUAACUAUGUUUUGACCGAAAUAGAAAAUAUAGGACUGGUAUUGAAUUGCGUUGAAGGACCUUGUUUCACGGGUCCAAGUAAUCCAUCUGGUACGGCCCUGUCAACACCAACGACUAGCGCCAAUACAAACAAAAUGGAAAAUCAAAUACCAAGUUCGCCAUCUUUUCGUGGAAGAGUCAAGGAAUCACCGGAUACGGAAUAUACCGAUAGUUCUAGUUAUUCUGGUACAGAAUUUAUUACAUGUUCUAAUUACUCCCAUUUCCUUUCUUCUUCAUAUCCGGUUAAUGGACCAAUGCUAGAAGAUGGUACUUACUACAAUUCCGAAGUUUUUCAUUUAUACGGAGAUAUAAAUCACGAUCCACUUGCUACGGUACCACAACAACAACAAGAAACUCAUCAUCACCAAAUAUUGCAUCAAACUAGUCCUCAGGAUAAUUCGAAACGUUCCCAAACGCAACAGGAACAACCUCAUCUUCUACAUCAUGGUUCACCUUUGGCUAAUAUUCAACAACAACAGCAGCAGCAGCAGCAGCAGCAGCAACAACAACAACAACAACACAGUCCUCAAAGUAAUCAACAGAGGAGGCCAUAUUCAACGUCAUCGAGUUCUUGUGGUAGCACCGAUACAAUCGAUAAUCAUUUACCUAGUCCAAUUGGUUUACAUUCUAUACCAACUGGUUAUCAUCCUCCACCACCACCUCCACAUCCUCAUCCUCACCACCAUCACCAUCAUCACCAUCACCAUCAUCAUCAGCAGCAGCAGCAUCAGCACCAGCAUCAACUUGCUGAUUCAACAUCGUCUAGGAUCACGGAGACAGGUGGUAGUGUUAUCAUGUAUUCUGACUGUAGUUAUGAUAAUAAUGACGUUUAUAAUGGUGUACCAACUCCUACGAAUCUUCAACAUCACGAUUCACCUUAUCAUAGGAAUACAACAAACAAUUCUACGAGUAAUAAUGUUAAACAACAUCGUCAUCAUCAUAUAGAACAAUCAACAGCUGGUUAUACCAGUGUUAUAGUUGACUCUCAACAAUAUAGUCCAAAUGGUACUCAAGAUCUUAAUCCUCAUUCGCAUAAUCAAAUAGUCACGACUAACGGUAGCACGUCUCCUCUUGUAACCCAUCAACAUUAUUAUGAAACCCAUCCUCAAUUCGUUCACUGACACCAAACGAUAAUGACAGAAAUUUUUAUUCAAAUCAUUGAGACAUUGACAACUUUAAGAAUUCAAUGAUCUCAUUUUUUGGUUUGUUUUUUUGUUUUGUUUUUUUUAUUGUUGUUGCGUGAUAACCUUAUGA
Messenger RNA from Polistes dominula (European paper wasp), 2988 nucleotides. RefSeq names its product bHLH transcription factor single-minded (gene sim). NCBI's taxonomy places the organism in Eukaryota, Metazoa, Arthropoda, Insecta, Hymenoptera, Vespidae. Gene Ontology annotation, cellular component: nucleus; transcription regulator complex; cytoplasm. The record is from RefSeq and is a predicted model, not a curated record. Gene Ontology annotation, biological process: regulation of transcription by RNA polymerase II. Gene Ontology annotation, molecular function: RNA polymerase II transcription regulatory region sequence-specific DNA binding; DNA-binding transcription factor activity, RNA polymerase II-specific; protein dimerization activity.